This is a messenger RNA of Camelina sativa (false flax), 1148 nucleotides long. Lineage: Eukaryota; Viridiplantae; Streptophyta; Magnoliopsida; Brassicales; Brassicaceae. The record is from RefSeq and is a predicted model, not a curated record.
UUGUGAGCUGGUGCCGAGAGAGAGAGAGAGAGAGAGAGAGAGAGAGAGAGAUGACGAUAUUGUCGAGGCGCAACGACGGAGGAGGAAACAGCCACCGUAGCUCCACGAAGAGGCAACGACUUCCGUCUGUUUCCACCGACGACUCAAGUUCUGGGGAAGAAGAAGAAAACGAAAAGACACUUGUGGUGCUUAGUGAUGAUAGUGAUUCUGACGAAGAUAUAACUCUCCAAUCAAGCAAACGCCGGAUUAGUACAUCUCCGAAAUCCGUAACUCUGCCCAGUUCAAAUGUUCUUGACUGCCCCAAUUGCUUUGACCCUUUGAAAAAACCAAUCUUUCAGUGUAAUAAUGGGCAUCUAGCUUGUUUCUUGUGCUGCAUCAAAUUGAAGAAGAGAUGCUCGUUGUGCAAAUUGCCUAUAGGGGAUGUUCGAUGCAGAGCCAUGGAGAAGGUCAUAAAAGCAGGGUUAGUCUCAUGCUCAAAUGCAAUGUAUGGGUGUAAAGAGAGCACCACGUAUGGAAACAAAUUACUAAGCCAUGAGAAGAUUUGUGUUUUUGCGCCAUGUUCAUGUCUGAAGGAUUGUAACUACAUUGGCUCCUACAAGGAUCUCAACAGCCAUUUUCGUGAUGCACACAAAAAGAGUCCUGGUGAAAUCAUGUCGUUGGUGCUGAAACGUCCUAUAUUAUUCGGCUUGGAGCUGGACGAUAGUGAUAACAUAGUCAUUUUUCAAGAAGAGAAAGAGGGUGAUGUGUUUGUAGUUCAAGGUUUCACCGCAUCACACGGGGUGUAUGUGACUGUGAGCCAUAUUGCGCCUAUGGUUCCGGGAGUUCGCAAAUUCUCCUGCAGCCUAGCCAAACUCAAACAGUAUAGCACACUAAGGCUGGGGUUGCGGGUGAAGAAUAUUCAAAAAUCGAGAGAGCAAGAAGAGCAGCCUGAAGAUGACUUCAUGUUGAUUCCAUCUUUUAUGCUGAGUGGUGAUAAUAUAAAGAUGCAGAUUAGCAUCGGCAAUGAAGAUGCCUAUGUUCAUAUCUGAGCUAUGUUAGGCCAGUAGAAAUAAGGGACUAUGUAAGCUAACACAAUUAGAAAUUGUGUAAUGGGUCAUUUGAGUUUGAUUUUGUAGUUUCAUGCAUUGCAUUUUCAAUGAGUAAUCAUA